This is a messenger RNA of Dermacentor andersoni, 1656 nucleotides long. Its product is annotated as nose resistant to fluoxetine protein 6-like. The record is from RefSeq and is a predicted model, not a curated record. Gene Ontology annotation, molecular function: acyltransferase activity, transferring groups other than amino-acyl groups. Lineage: Eukaryota; Metazoa; Arthropoda; Arachnida; Ixodida; Ixodidae.
UUUCUUACCAACUAAUGACUGCCUCUGCAGCAAUUAAUUUUAGGGGGGAAAAUUGCGCUGUCGGCGUAUCGCGAAUCGACGAAUCGCACACGCGGAAGCGAUUAAUGUAAAAAUAUUUCCCAAACGAAUUACGAUGGUAAAAACCGCUGAGAACUAACAUUUAUUGAAGUCUCGUUUCUUUAUGGAACCGUUGCAAUUCUACGUUUAUAAGAUGUCCACCGUCUUACGAAAGACGCCUAUGGCUAUCGUGACAACUUCACACAUGCCCACGCCAGUGGAGAGCCCGUUACCAAUAUUGUCGCAAAGAAUUAACGCCCUCAUUCAGGCAUCGCAAAUUUCAAGCACAUUUUUCUACAAGCUUAGCCAGAGCCUCCAAAUGUGGACUCUGCACAGCCCAAUCUCGACUGUUGCUUCCGACUCUUUACUUCGCUUAUACAUCACAGUGAGGUCAAAAUACAUUGUUUCUAUCAUUUCCUUUCUGUAUUUUUGCAGCGGAUACUUGUUCUUCUACAUCAUUAGCAGCAUCAAAAAUGCGCGAAGCGCGAAGGCAGCCUUCGUCAUAAUUUUUCGUCGCUGGUACAGACUCCUGCUGCCUGUUGUCCUCGUGGCAUGCGCAUUCUCGCUUCUGCCACUGUUCGUCAGGGGGCCGACGACCGCCAUGGUGUACGACAAGUUCUACGACGAUGUGAGAAAUCACUGGUGGACCGUCGUGCUUAACGUGCGCAACCUGUACCGCGAGGUCACAUACGGUCUGAAUGCUCACUUGUGGUUCAUCUCGGCGGAUUUCCAGCUCUUCCUUGUGGCCCUGCUAUUCUACCAGAUUACGCAGCGAAAGCGUGUCAUAAUCGCUGCCUUCACACUGAUCUCAAUCGCAUGCUGUUGCUUCACGGCUUGGCAGGUGUACGGGACCAAGUACCAGCCAGUCAUGGUAAUGCUGACAGAGACCUUCGACGACUAUUUGGAUAACCUUACAGACGUGUACAUGAUUCCUACAUACCACGCUGCCUGCUACUUUGGAGGCUGCAUGGCCUUCUACGCUGUCGAGCACUACAAGAACACAAAGAUUUCGAAGGGUGUGGAGGUGGCCCUGUGGGCCGUCGCUUUCGGCCUGGGCGCAGCGUGCAUAUUCUACCGCUUGGACUGGACGCGCGGCACAAAACACGGCGACCUGGCCAAGGUGUCGCUGGCCUUUUGGGACCGCAUCCUCUGGGCCACUGCACUGGCAGCGCUCACAUUCCUCUGCGCAGCAGGAAGGGGCGGUUUAGUAGAGAAGACACUGUCGGCAGCUCCUCUGGCCGUGCUGAGCAGGUUGUCGUUCGGCGUGUACAUCACGCACUUCCCCUUCUACUUCCUGUCGAUGAACGCCAUGCGAACGAAGAGAUACAUGAGCGUCUUCUCGUGGUUUUUGGAGAGCGUGUCGGUAUACGCGUGGAGCUGCAUAUUUGCACUGGCCCUGUUCCUGGCAUGCGAGGCGCCCCUGGGUCGCCUGGACAAGGUCAUCUGGGGAACGCCGAAGUUGAAAAAGCAAGGGGCCCAGAUGAACGGCGCUUGUGACACGGAGGUUGCCCCACGCCAAGACGAAGCGCCCAAGUAGCCGACUGGCUAUAAAGUUGUAUAUUUGGAAGUAAAAAGAAAUACAUACUUUUGUUCUGAGUC